Messenger RNA from Cydia fagiglandana, 2542 nucleotides. RefSeq names its product zinc finger BED domain-containing protein 4-like. Gene Ontology annotation, molecular function: protein dimerization activity; DNA binding. NCBI's taxonomy places the organism in Eukaryota, Metazoa, Arthropoda, Insecta, Lepidoptera, Tortricidae. Bases 1307 to 2455 code for a protein of 382 amino acids. The record is from RefSeq and is a predicted model, not a curated record. The transcript has 3 exons.
CUACUUGGAAAAGUAUUUUGUAUUUGGUAUUUCAAAUACUGCACUCGCAUGUAUUUAGAAUUUUGUAUUUCAAAUACUUCAAGCUUCAAAAUACAUUUCCACAAAAUACUUACAUUUCAUUAAAUUCGAACGUCAUGGCAAGUUGGUAACCUUAGACCGUCGAAACAUUUUCAACCGUGUGCCCGUGUGAUAGCCCCUUUAGAACACAGUGGCAUUGACAGCAGCAACACUGAGUGUAAGUGUCAACGUCAAGUGUCAUAAGUGUCAAAUCACUCUGGAAUUUAGUUCGUUACGCCGGUUACGCGGUAUUUCUGUUACUUUACUGUAUUAAGUUUAUAGUAGAUUAAGUUUAUGGCGUUGGGGAUCGGCGAUUAUUACCUAUUAUAUGAUGAAUUCAAAUUCAAGUCUAUCUUCUGCGAGGUCUGUGGCAUCGAUAUCCAGAGAGGAACAAGGCAGUGGUGUUGACAACAAUGACAAUGUCGGUGGUUGUACCUCAACAAUGACAACAACUUAUCCACUCAUUUUAACUGGUGGCAAAUAUUUCGAAGUGAAAGUGACGACGGACAUCAAUGCCCUCGGUGGUAGCAAAGAUCCAGAAAAAGUUGAAGCAACUUGUAUAAAAUGUCAAACAGUUAUUAAAGGUAGUCUUAAGGCUACCAGCAACUUUAAAGUACAUUUGAAGCGUAAACAUCCGGAUGCUUUAUUAGAAUAUGAGAAAGAUAAAGAAAACACCCAGGGCAAAAGGCAAAAAAAACAGAAAACCCUCAAUGAGAAAAGUCUAACACAAAUGAAAUUGAAUAUUUCAAGUUUCAAAUCACAAAAAGAACAUUCAGUGCAACAAAAGCUAGAUAAUAACAUACUUAACUAUGUUGUCAACAGUAUGAAACCACUAAGUACUGUGGAUGAUCCUAACUUCGUAAAGAUGUUUACUGACAUAUCUGAACAGCUUCAGGUUAUGUCCAGAAGAACAUUAGGGAGAAAAAUUGAUACAGCCCAAAAAACUGUUACAGAUAAACUUAUAAGCAUUUUCAGUAAAUUGGACUAUGUGUCCACAACAGCAGACAUAUGGUCUACAAAAACCAGAAGCUUUCUUGGUGUAACAGCUCAUUGGAUCAAUGAGGCUACACUUGAACGUUUGAGCUGUGUCUUGUCAUUCAAUCGCUUUAAGGGUUCUCACACAUACGAUAAAAUUGCUGAAAUGCUGUUUGAAGUCCAGUCAGAUUUUAGACUAGCACAUGAUCAAAUGAUAUCUACAAUUUUCCACAUUAUAUUAACUGUGUGACCUAUGUUAGAUUGACAAUUUGACAUGUAUCCUAAUAUUUAUUUCUUAUUUUUAGAUACAAUGGAAUUGGACAAUUUUAGCGCAAGUGACACUCUAUAUGAAGAGGUGCUUUUAGUUAAUAAUUCUGAAGAACUUGAAACAAGGGAAUUGUAUUUGCCACGACAUCUGAGAUGUGCCAGUCACACUCUAAGCCUUUUAGCCACAACAGACUUGAACAAUUACAUAAAAAAUUCUCUCAUUAGCAGAAUACAUUAUUCUGCCACUGCUAAAUGCACUUUUCUCUGGAACAUGUCAAGAAAACCAAAGUCUGCGGAAAUAAUCAAGGAACAUCUUGGGCAUCAAUUAUUAUACCCAUGUCCAACAAGGUGGAAUUCCCUCUAUGAUGCUAUUCUCCAUCUCAUGAAAAGCAAAACUAAACUAAAUAGUUUAUUUGAACAGUUAGGCAAGGCAAACACAUUUUCAGCAGUAGAACUUGAAUAUUUAGAAGAGUUUUUGGAGGUUUUGAAACCUAUCGCGUCAGCUCUUGACUACCUUCAGGGUGAUAAUUGCUAUUAUGGUAAACUGUUACCCACGUUGAUGACUAUUAAAACCAAACUGGAAAGACUACAAAACAGUAAUCUGCGCCAUUUCUCUCGAGUUGUACCAAAACUACUAGAAAGUUUAGAAAAGAGGUUUGACAAAUUUCUCCAAUUGAGACCUGAAGCCAAUGAAGCUAUUUUGGCAGCUUGUUUCCAUCCAGCGUAUAAAAUGCGAUGGCUACCAGAAACCUGUUCAAACGAGGACAAGCAAAGGUUACAAAAUCUUGCGAUCACAACGUUGGAAUCAGUUUCAGUGCUUCCAAGAAGUGGUAGUGGUAGUUCUAGCAUUAGCAAGAAUGAUGACGAUGAUUUCAUCAUCUUCUCUGAUUAUACACGUGAUAGGCCAGUCACAUGUAUGGAAGUAGAAUUAGUGAGUUUUUUAAAUGAGAAGGGGAAAGAUCUCAGUGCCCUCGAACGCUACCCAAACAUUAAAAAAAUGUUUAUUAAAUUUAAUACCAGCCUAUGCUCUUCCGGUCCAGUUGAGAGACUGUUUUCAUUGGCUGGAUACAUUCAUUCGCCAACUAGACGGAACUUAUCUGACAAUACUUUUAGGAAUUUAGUUUUUAUGAAAGGCAAUUCCUUCUUCAAUUCAUAAUCAUAAAAACAUGAAUGUUAUGUUAAAAGUGUAAAAGUAUUUUGUAUUUUGUAUUUCAAAUACAUAAUUUUGAAUACUGUAUUUUGU